Molecule: messenger RNA, 1004 nt
Organism: Mya arenaria
Lineage: Eukaryota; Metazoa; Mollusca; Bivalvia; Myida; Myidae
Product: cysteine and tyrosine-rich protein 1-like
Exons: 4
Coding region: 88-582 (164 amino acids)
Source: RefSeq, a predicted model, not a curated record
CACAAUAAGGAAAUGUUUAUAGUUAAUAUAAGGAAGUUAGAAUUCUUGUAGCUACAUUCAAUGCAAAGUUUAUGAGCGGUUAACAACAUGGCGGAUAUUUCAUAUAUUUUAACGCUGGCUUUUAUACUCCCUUAUGUGGGCGCUGAAUAUUGUAACAAGUACGGGUGGAAUUCGUCUCAAUACUGCGUCUAUGGUUGCUGCACUGACUAUGGACACUCAGGCUACGAGAAGUGUUGUGACAGCUAUUAUUACAGGAAAACUGCACUUACCGUCGGACCCAUCGUCGGCAUUGUGGUUGGCUGUGUGAUUCUGGUCGGCAUCGUUAUCAGUAUCAUCGUCUGCUGUGUCUGCUGUAUGCGGAGCGGACGUAGGACGCAAGGACAAACCAUCACUACGGCGGCUAGCGGUCCUUACGUCAUGAACCAGAUGACAUACGGAGCUCAAAUGGGACAGGCACCUUACGGUCAGCAGCCAUACUCAGCUCAGCCGCCCCUUCAAACCGGACACAUGGCUCCAGGAACUGCCUUUGACAACCCGGGGAUGCAGGGCCCACCGUCAUAUGACAAAUGCAUCGACAAUUAGACUGUUAUUAAUGUUAAGGCAUUCUUAAUUAUUUUCCGGUUGACAAUGUGCAUGAUCGUUACGAGCGUAAAUCUAUUGACAAUAACAACGGACGACAAUGGAUUACGUACACAUUAAACGGACCCAUUCGCACAUGUUAUAUUAACUGCGUUUUCUAAAAGGAAGUCCUUCGUUAAGUCAUUUAAUGUUCUAAAAAACUCCUAUUACAUUCAUACUGUCGUAAUUGUAUUCCUAUAUCAUCUCUUCCUUCAUGUUUAUAAACCCAUUAUAUUACUUCCUUUAUUAUUGUAUUCCUAUUAUAUUAUAUUCUUCAUGAUUGUAUUCCUUCAUGAUUGCGAAAUAGUCUACCAUGAAUUCGUUUCAAAGGAUUUCGAAAUCCAGUAAACAAUACCGUGUUAUUGUUUUAUUAAAGGUGUUUUUUC